CGCUCGUCGCUGUCCUACCGUCUUACCUCUAUACUCUGCAACAUACAGUCUAUAUCAGAAUAUGUCCGGGAAACGCAAGCGCACCGAAUCCUCGAAAGGACUGAGUCGUGCGGACUCCCUGCUAGCCCAGCUGGACGCACUGUCCGGUCCUUCCUCCCAGCCGAGCCCGGUCAGGACACCUGCAGCGAAACGCCAGAAAGUUGCCCCAUUCCCCUCCGAAACUACUCAGCCCAGUGCGAAAGCUGGACACUCCACGGCCGUGUCUUCACGGCCUGGAAUAAAGGCACCAUCGUCGACAGCUAGCCCCUUGACUCAAGCGGGACUGUCGCAGGCCGGUCCCUCAACUUUGAAGCCAUCAUCCUCCCCCGUCAAGGGAAAGAAGAAAAAGACCGAGGAGAAACGUCCAGGACGUUAUCGCUCGAGAUGCCCCGUUGCCAUCUUGGAGAGGUUGGAAAGGGUGAUGUCUCAAAGGUUCUACAUGGUAGACCGACGUCGAAAUGAUGGUGAACUCAGGGAGAAGUUCAGCGUGCUGGGCUCGACGGGGAAUGUUUACACUGUCACUAUCGGUCCGAAACCGUCAUGCGACUGUCCCGACGCUCUGAAGGGGAAUCAUUGCAAACACAUAAUAUUCGUCUUCAUCAAAGUCCUUCAGGUCCCGCAAUCGUCUGAGCUGUGGUAUCAGUCCGGCCUCCUCAGCAGUGAACUCGAGUCCAUCUUCAACAACGCGCCGACCGCUCCUCGUGCAUCAGCGAAGCAUAUUCAGGACGCCUACGAUCGUGCUACAGGCAAGGUCAAGAAGCAGGCCGAGAGCGCGCCAGCUACGAACAAGAUGCCCGAAGAGGGCGACGACUGCGCGAUCUGCUACGACGGCAUGCACGGCCAAGCCGCAAGUGCGCUCGUAUGGUGUCACGUCUGCAAGAACGCGCUGCACAAGGAGUGCUUCAACCAGUACAAGAGCUCGGAGAUGGGCCGCGGCAAGCGUUCGGUCAACUGCGUGUACUGCCGCUCCGAGUGGCCGACGUCGUCGCCGGCGGGUGGGAGUGGAGGUGCGAGGCGGACUUUCGAGGGGUACCUCAAUCUCGCCGAUGCGGUCGACCUCUCUCUGACCGCACGUCAGACUACCAAGGCCCGACCCGAAGCUCAGGACGCUCGGCUGGGUAUGGUCGAUGCUAUUAUGGGGCUGGCCGGAGAUAUUACUGACGAAUGA
Messenger RNA from Schizophyllum commune H4-8, 1207 nucleotides. RefSeq lists its product as uncharacterized. The transcript is spliced from 7 exons. Bases 62 to 1207 code for a protein of 381 amino acids. Lineage: Eukaryota; Fungi; Basidiomycota; Agaricomycetes; Agaricales; Schizophyllaceae. The record is from RefSeq and is a predicted model, not a curated record. Gene Ontology annotation, molecular function: ubiquitin protein ligase activity; zinc ion binding.